Messenger RNA from Oncorhynchus keta (chum salmon), 3827 nucleotides. RefSeq names its product protein phosphatase 1 regulatory inhibitor subunit 16B-like. Gene Ontology annotation, cellular component: cytoplasm. The record is from RefSeq and is a predicted model, not a curated record. NCBI's taxonomy places the organism in Eukaryota, Metazoa, Chordata, Actinopteri, Salmoniformes, Salmonidae. Bases 357 to 2078 code for a protein of 573 amino acids. Gene Ontology annotation, biological process: regulation of sprouting angiogenesis; establishment of endothelial barrier. The transcript is spliced from 11 exons. Gene Ontology annotation, molecular function: protein binding; phosphatase regulator activity; enzyme inhibitor activity.
GGCAGCCAGCGACACAGCUGCGGUAGCAUUUCUUGCCUGCCCUCUUGUCUCCUGUACAGCUACAGCGCUACUAGUUAGCCACAGGACAAUAUCCCUGCUGUAGGCUUCAAGACAUGUUCGUCUUCAAGAGUUCCACUCAUCCCAGUGAGUGAAAUUGGAACAAGUUAGUCCAUUGAUAACCUACAAACGCAGGUGGUCUAGUCACAGCUGAUGAGUGUGAUGAUGAUGAUGAUGGGAGGAGGCUACUGCAGCCGAAGGUGCAGUCCCCCACGCCAGUGCUAGUACCCGUCUCCAGUCUCCAACCCCUGGUUCCUCUGCCAGCCCUGGUCCCACUUGGCACCACCUCUGGCCCCACCAUGGCUAACCACCUGGAGCUUCUCAAUGAGCUGCAGCAGCUGGACAAGGUGCCUAGUCUGGAGCGCCUGAGGGCUGCCCAGAAGCGCCGCACACAGCAGUUGAAGAGAUGGGCCGUGUACGAGAAGGAGAUGCAGAACAAGAAACGCAAGGCGGAAAAGAGAAGGAACGCUAAUCAUGCCACCGCCAUGGAGGCUAAACGGCACGUAUCGUUUGCUGCUAGUGUGGCACUGCUAGAGGCCUCGGCACGGAACGAUCCUGAAGAAGUACGUUACCUGUUGAAGAACAACGUCAGUCCAGACCUGUGUAACGAGGACGGUCUCACUGCUCUGCACCAGUGCUGUAUUGAUAACUAUGAGGAGAUGGUGAAGAUCAUGUUGAAUCGUGGAGCCAGUGUAAAUGCCAAAGACAAUGAACUGUGGACGCCGCUACACGCUGCUGCCACCUGUGGACAUGCAGGAUUGGUCAAGGUCCUCAUACAACAUGGAGCGGAUCUGUUAUCGGUGAACUCUGACGGCAACAUGCCCUAUGACUUGUGUGAAGAUGACCCCACACUGGACAUCAUCGAGACCGCCAUGGCCAACAGAGGCAUCACCCAGGAGAUGAUCAAUGAGACCCGGGCGUCUGUAGAGAGGAGGAUGAUGGGAGAUAUCCAGGAGCUGCUGACGGAGGGAGAGGACGUCAACCACCAUGAUUCACAGGGAGCUACUCUGCUCCACAUUGCAGCAGCUAACGGUUACGUCCAGGCUGCAGAGCUUCUGCUGGAGGGAGGAGCCAGGAUGGACCUGAGAGACACGGACGGAUGGCAGCCGCUCCACGCCGCAGCCUGCUGGGGUCAGAUGCAUGUAGCAGAGCUGCUGGUUUCUCACGGUGCCAGUCUCAAUGCCAAGACCUUCCUAGAGGAGACUCCCAUUGACCUGUGUGAGGACGAGGAGUUCCGAGCCAUCCUGCUAGACCUGAAACACAAACACGACAUCAUCAUGAAGUCUCAGCUUAAACACAAGACCUCCCUGUGUAGGAGGACAUCCAGCGCAGGCAGCCGUGGGAAAGUGGUGCGGAGGGCAAGCCUGUCUGACAGACACAACCUUCGUGUGAAGGAGUACGAGACUGAGGCCAUCGUGUGGAGAGGAGGGAGGGAAGGAGGGAGGGAAGGAGGGAGGGAAGGAGGGAGGGAGGACCAGGAGAAGGAGACAGAGCAGGAGAACAGCCAUCCCAUCAAUACAACUGGUACUACGGUGAAGCCAGCAGUGGAGAAACCCUACAGACCCAAACUACAGAAGACCUUGAAAGAUGCUCCUAGCGGCAUCAUCAAACAAAAUGGCAUCGUCUCCACGACGACGUCCUCGCCCACUCCCAGUCAGCUGCCGCCAAUCAAUGACGAGCCUCUAUCCCCUGACACGAAGAGCGCGUCAGCCGAUCAGCUCCCAGAGGACUCCUCCUCCUCCUCCUUGCCCAGAGAGCGCUCUCAGACCCUGUCGGAACUGAAAAAGCAGAGGUCGGCCGCCAAGUUCCUCAAUCACCCGCUCCUCAACGGUCACCUAGGAAACGGCUCCACAGAAUCCACCGAACCCCAGAGCCCUGUGGACUCCCGUAUGCCCCUCGUCUCGUCCAAUGGCAGUACAGUAUACUACACCCCGGCAAGCGGUGACCCGCCCAUUCUCAGACUCAAACAGCCAUUAGAUGACGAGGAACCAAAGGAGGGCAGCUGCUGCUGUGUCUCCUAGGGAGGAGGUGGAGGCCACCCCAUGACACCGAUCUAAGGUCAGGCUUACUGUGUUUUCCUCCAAUGGAUUAAGGUUAGGGUUCGGGGAGGGAAAGCUGAUCCUAGAUCUGUGCCUCAGGGAAACUUCUUCCCGGAUAGAGCGUGUCAGAGCAGGAUGGUCUUGUGACUGUGAAGCAGGAAGCAGGAAGAGAUUGCACAGAGGGAGACCAACAGGUAGAGCAAAGGUCCUCAAGGUCCUAGAUGGCAAUGGGAGUGGUGCUGAUCCAGCCAGGUGAUUGGUCCCUGUCCCUCCCCACUGUUUAGCACCAGUAUGGAGCAUACCCUUACUCUGGAAAAUGACCGUCCUGAUAGGACGUGAGGAAUCCAGGCCAGAUGAAUUGGGGAGGAGCCACUGUGAUAGCUUGUGGUUGAUGCAGAGGGCCAGGAGGUGGAACAAGAUGGCCCCUAGCCCCUACGAGAAGGCAGGUCUUGUGCCCUAUAAAGGAAUAGAUGGCCAGGCAGUGUGCACUCCCAUGUUAACCAUAUCUGGUGUCUUACAACUUUUGACUGAAUCACUGUUUUCAAACCACAUUCCUCCUUGUAUCCACUGUUUCUGAAAGUGUAUGAGGGGGUGGCGGGACGACAUUGCAAAGAUCCACUCCACCAUGUCAGAAUACACUCUCAGUAUUAUUACUGCAGCUGUGUUGGUCCACUGAGAGGCAAGAGGGGAAGGGUCGUCUUUCCUAAGAAGUAUUCUCGUUUAAAUGCUGACUAUUUUAGCGAAGGAAUGUUUAAUAGCGUAACAGAACAGUAUUACUUCAACGGUCUACCAUCUAUCUGUUCCUGUGAAGGAUGACAGGAUGACUGCACUAAAGACCUUUAAAACAAUGCCACGUUGAACUCUGUCUUCUCUUGCUGACCGUCUGUAUCCUAACUGACAGAGAUCAAGGUGGUAGAAAUGACCGUCUGUAUCCUAACUGACAGGGAUCAAGGUGGUAGAAAUGACCGUCUGUAUCCUAACUGACAGGGAUCAAGGUGGUAGAAAUGACCGUCUGUAUCCUAACUGACAGGGAUCAAGGUGGUAGAAAGGGGUGUGGCCUAUUUGUUGGUAAUUUAAGUAAAAAAACAAUAUUAUUUGAAAAUGUGUACAGUUUGUUGCUGUUUAUUUAUGAAGAUUAAUGUUAUGUAUAAAGGCUAUGGUUAUACAGUGUAUGGAUUCUAUUGGUCUAUCUAUGGAGAGGGAAUGCAUUAGAAUGAGCUGGUACAUUUACAGUAUGUCUUGCUCCCCUGUGAUCCCAGAUCUGCUUGUACUGUCUUGUCACUGUCAUGGAGUUGGCACAAACAGAUCUGGGAUCAGGCUAGAAGCACUGCACCUUUUUAGAAUGGAAAUGUCCCUGUGGAGUUAACAAGGUUAUUGUCCAGUGAUCUGUAGCUUGUGUUUAGCCAGGCACUGGGUUUAUCCUCAACCAUACCAGGCUAGCUUGUUUAAGGGUGGCACCAACAUACUAUUGGAAUAUAAGCAUUUCACUACACUCGCAAUAACAUCUGCUAAUCAUGUAUAUGUGACCAAUAAAAUUCGAUUUGAUAUCUUGUUUGUAUUUGACAUGGUCAGUACAACACACACAGUAGAUACGGUGUUGUCUAGGGAACUGAGAAGUGUGUACAGUGUGUUUAAAUCACCAUUGUAUUGUCACAGACACUGUAGUUUUCUCUAACACAAGUGUUCAUUGAUAUGAAAUAAAAUACUGUACUGUAUUAAGUAUGAUAUUGA